CGGUGCCAAACAGAGUUCACGCUCGUUCUCCUUGUCAAAAGAAGAAGACAACAGUCCUCCUCUUCCUCCUCUUCUUCCUCUUCUUCCUCCUCUUCCUCCGGGGCAGCAUGAAAGGAAACAGUUUAAUCUGAUAAAUAAAAACACAUAAAGUCCGUUGAGUUAAAGCAGAAGGGCCUCGUCUCGGCGCGCGAGGGCAUCGACUGGACUUAGCCUGUUAGCUUAGCAUGUUAGCUUAGCCUGUUAGCUCCUCCGUGCAGGACUUUUAACGGGAUCCGGUUUACAAGCUGCACCGAGGAACAAACCGGUCCGGACUCCACGUUUCUUUACAGCUGCACGGUUUGGGUCCAAACGCGGAUUUUGCACGUAAAGUUUUUUAUUUUUUAUUUUUUUAAUUUCUUUGUACAAAACUGCAACAAAAAAACAUCCGGAACAACAAGGAAGUCUGAAUGAACUUUGCUGCUAGCACGUAGCCUUCAUUGCUCCUGCAGCUGAAGGGGAGAGGAGGGUCUCUGUGCUGCCUCUUUCUGCUCGUCCUGCAUCGAUUAUCGAUUAUCUGUGAGCGCACCUCUGCCACACAACGUCUGCUCGGCUGCUGCGUCGGUGGGAAAAGAGUUUAAAACAGUUGUUCGGAGAUGAUUCCUGACAAAGUGCCGAAGGAAGACGUCUUCCUCGGGUCUGAGGACCUGAAGGAGGAGGCUCACGUCCCCAGCUUCGAGAAAUAUAAAGAGCUGUACCUGAAGUCCACAGAGAACCCCGAUGGGAAGGCAAUGAACCUGGUGAUGAGUUGACCGUGACCUACAGAGAGCUGCUGCAGAGGGUCUGUCAGUUUGCCAACGUCCUGAAGUCUCAGGGAGUGAAGAAGGGCGACCGUGUGUCCAUUUACAUGCCCAUGGUGGUGGAGCUGGUGGUAGCUAUGUUGGCUUGUGCUCGUAUCGGAGCUGUUCACUCCAUAGUGUUUGCAGGUUUCUCUGCGGAGUCUCUGUGUGAGAGGAUCCUGGACUCACAGUGCUCACUGCUCGUCACAGCAGAUGGGUUCUAUCGAGGAGAUAAGCUGAUCAACCUGAAGUUCUUAGCUGACGAAGCACUGCAGAAAUGCAGAGACAAGGGUUUCCCAGUAAAAAGGUGUAUAAUGCUGAAGCACUUGUCCAAAGAAGCAGAAGAGACUCCUCUGGGCUCUCACUCUCCUCCGGCCAAACGCUCCUGUCCUGACCUUCAGCAGGAGAAACAGGCAGGGAGAGUAAAGAAAACACGUCCUGUUCCGCAGGUCCCGUGGAACCCCGACGUGGACUUGUGUUGGCACACUCUGGUUCGUGGAGCUUCAGACGAGUGUGAACCAGAGUGGUGCGAGUCUGAAGAUCCGCUCUUCAUCCUCUACACCAGCGGCUCAACUGGCAAACCAAAGGGAGUUCUUCACACGGUCAGCGGCUACAUGCUGUACACCGCCAUCACCUUCAAACUGGUGUUUGACUACCAGCCCGACGACGUCUACUGGUGCACGGCCGACAUCGGCUGGAUCACCGGGCACUCCUACAUCACCUACGGCCCGCUGGCUAACGGGGCCACCAGCGUCCUGUUUGAGGGCCUGCCUACCUACCCAGAUGUGAGUCGUAUGUGGGAGAUUGUGGACAAAUAUCGGGUGACCAAGUUCUACACAGCUCCAACCGCCAUCAGGAUGCUGAUGAAGUUCGGCAGCGAGCCGGUGCAAAAGUAUAAACGACAGUCUCUGAAGGUUCUGGGGACGGUGGGAGAGCCCAUCAACCCCGAGGCCUGGCAGUGGUACUACAAUGUGGUGGGAGAGAAGAGAUGUCCUAUUGUCGACACCUUCUGGCAGACGGAAACUGGUGGACAUGUGUUGACUCCUCUUCCUGCAGCCACACCCAUGAAACCGGGCUCCGCUACGUUCCCGUUCUUCGGCGUGGUGCCGGCAAUCUUGAAUGAGUCAGGAGAAGAGCUGGAGGGACCGAGUGAAGGAUACCUGGUGUUCAAGCAGCCGUGGCCCGGCGUGAUGAGGACCGUGUACGGAAACCAGCAGAGGUUUGAAACCACGUACUUCAAGAAGUUCCCUGGAUACUACGUGACGGGAGACGGUUGCCGUAGAGACAAGGAUGGCUAUUAUUGGAUAACAGGGAGGAUAGACGACAUGCUGAAUGUCUCAGGUCACUUGCUGAGUACGGCGGAGGUGGAGUCGGCUCUGGCGGAGCACGAGGUCGUUGCCGAGGCCGCUGUGGUGGGCAGACCUCAUCCUGUGAAAGGAGAGAGUCUCUACUGCUUCGUAACUCUCACUGACGGAGUGACGUACAACCGCACGCUGGAGGCGGAGCUCAAAAAACAAGUACGGGAGAAGAUCGGUGCCAUCGCCACGCCAGACUACAUCCAGGAGGCUCCAGGACUCCCCAAGACCCGAUCCGGUAAGAUCAUGCGACGGGUGCUCCGCAAAAUCGCCUGCGACGAACGAGACCUGGGAGACAUCUCCACGCUGGCCGACUCCUCGGUGGUCGAUCAGCUCUUCCGGAACAGAUGCUGCACGGUGUGACGGCCUCCGGGAUCCUCGCGGGGAGGCUCAGACCGCCGCACGCCGCACGCCAGCGGCCACAAAGCCAACCAGGGAAGGAGGAGGAAGAGGAGGAGAGGGAGAAAUUCCAUGAACUUGGUCUUGUCUGACAAACAACCUUUAGCUUCCGAUGUACAGCAGAGCCUUUAUUUAAAACGACCCCACUGUCAGCAGCAGGUAGAGACGCCACAUCUGGAUAUUUACCACGCCCCUAGCGGUAGUGAUAACCGAUUUAGACGCUUAGAUGUCUUCCAGAUGUUUACUGCUGUUACAAAACAAGGCGGUGGUGUGUGUGUGUGUUUGUGUGUUAGAGAGAGAGAGAGAGCGAGAAGCCAGAGGUUGUUUCUGUGAAAGACCGCCCUGCAGUCCGAACUGUGGGAGAGCAGAACAACGGUAACACUUCCUUUGGUUUUAUCCUUCAGUUUUUAACCAAUAACACACUGCUCAGUAACAAAGCAUACACACAGUACUCGUACAGCACUGCAUCACUACAAUAGUUUACUGUGGUUUCAAAAGGACGAGUUUCUACACUGGAAUAAGGCUAAAGGUGAAGUGCUACCUGGAACUGCCCUGUAGUUAAUGUAACAAGUUGUCUCCUCCCCUCGCCCGCUGCCAUAAGUACUGUUAAUGUACACCGAUGAUUAGCUCAAUCUGAGAAAGAGAAACAUUUCUACUAGUUUUACUUUCUGUUGUAAUUUUUUUCUAAAAACAUGUAGAGUGUCAUUUUGGUUUUUGGUUUUUAUGCCAACUGAUUUUUGGUAUAGGAUUCGUUGGGUCUGCACGCUUGUAUGUUCUCUUUUUUUUGUACGUUUCAGAGAAGUGAUCAGACUCUUCUGUCAGUCUGGUGUGUUGAAGGUGUGUUCGUCCUCGUGUGGCUCAGGACGCCAAACGGUCGGAUUCUCUACGCUAAAGCCCCCAAAACCAGCUGCAGGUGUAAAGUUUAAAAAAGGGAAGAGAAGAUAACUCAACAGUUUCUGAUUUAUUCUUCUCAUGUUCCAGGAGCGUAGUGUGUCUGGACUCUAUAAUUAUUAAAUCUGGCUUUACUGUUGACUGUAAUUAUGAGUUGAAUUUGGUAAAACAUUGACCGUGUGUGACAGCUACAGCUUCUUUAUUAAAUAAAGUGAUAUGAUACGGUACUAUUGAAAUUAUACAUUGUGAACAACUUUAAAUCCAAAAUAAGAAGUCAUUGGUGUCAUUAUUCACGACUUUGUUCAUUUUGAAGAGUAUUGAAGCUCUUCUGCGUCAAACAAGUCUGGUGCUCCAAUGUUGUAUUAUUCCAUGAAAAGACCAAACCCAGUAAUUUGUUUCUACUGAAGAUGUAAGUCUUUAAAAACACCUCACACAUAUAUAAGUCUCUAGAACUACACAUCCUGUAAAAACAGUCCGAUAAAGUCUUCUGUGGGUCCGGAGGAGCUUCGACAUCACGUUUGUGUACAGAUCCGUAACGGGACGUUUUAAAAGACGAAGGUUUUUAACCAGGCAGGGACGAUCUAAUGGAAGAAGCUGUUGCAUUAUGGGAAGUGUAGUUAGAACUAACUCAGGAUAUCUUGCUGCAUCAAUUUUAACCUUGUCUUUCGCCCACAACUACAACCCAAAUGUCUUUAUAUUAAAUGUUCACAUUUGACAGUAGAGCUUCAAUGGUUAGUCAUUUAAUCAAUUAUUCAUAAACUUAUUAAAUGAAACUAUUUUGAUAUUGAUAUUGAAAAAUGUCCAAAUUCUCUGAUUUCAGCUUCUCACAUGUGAAUAAUUAGUAAAUAGUAAACUGAAUAUCUUUGGGUUUUAGACAAAACAAUAUAUUUAAGGACUACUCGUCACUGAAACAGUGAUCAAUGUUUUCUGAACCAAGCAAUAAAUUAAUAGAGAAAAUGAUAAACAUAUUUAUCAAUAAUCGUUAUAUUAGCAGCCCAGUUUAAAAGCCGGAAAUCAGAUAAUUUAAACAUUUUCCUUAGAUUAUCUGUUUCAAGCCAUUUUUACUAUCAAAAUAGUUGGUGAUUAAUUUAAUAGUUGAUAAUUAAUCGUUAACAGUUAGGCUCAUUGAUGUAUUUUAAGUAGUUGUUCUGUGGCUCUGGGGAAGAGAAUAUCUCAGGCUUUGAUACAUUCAUUGUUGGUUUUGGUCUUUUUGUGGGAUUUUAGAUAAUGUAUUGAUCUGUCACACACUGUUCGGAGCCAAUCUGUGGAUUAAAACGAGGUUGACGCAGCGCACCCGUCGUCAAAAUCAUCUAAACAUCUGAACUCGGAGCUCAUCUGGAGCUUUUUACUGAGCUUCUCCUUUUAGUUUCUGUUGUCGGCGUCUGACAGUGAGAGAAUGAUUUUAUUUGAACAUCAUAAAACCAGAAGCGGGAUUUCAUCAGCUUAUCAUUAUUUUAUCUUUUUUUUUAUUUUAUGUUUCAACGUGCCAAUGUAAGUAACAUUGAAGCUGGGUGUAAAAAGCUAAUAAUUGUAUCUAAUGUUUAAACAAAAAGUGCAGCUGCUUAUUUGAUUUGUUUUUUGUCUGUAUAAUAACUCGGUGAAGGAAAGAGAAUUAUGUAGUUUGUUGUUUUUCUUUGUUCAUCCUCAGUUUUGUUUCCCUGUUUGUAUCAACGUGUAUGCAACAACAGUAAAUGGACAUGACUACUGCCUCUCA
Molecule: messenger RNA, 5174 nt
Organism: Morone saxatilis (striped sea-bass)
Lineage: Eukaryota; Metazoa; Chordata; Actinopteri; Moronidae
Product: acetyl-coenzyme A synthetase, cytoplasmic-like
Biological process (GO): acetyl-CoA biosynthetic process
Cellular component (GO): cytoplasm
Molecular function (GO): acetyl-CoA synthetase activity
Source: RefSeq, a predicted model, not a curated record